GCUCAUAAGACUUAGUACCACUCUGCUGUCAUCGUCAGGGUCUCUAUGAUGAAGGUGGCUUGCUUUGGUUUGUUAUUUCUAGUGGCAGCUGUCGGUGCACAGCAGACAAGAUUGGUGAGAACCUAUGCCAAUCCGUACCUGUUUCGUCUCCAAGGUGGAAGCUUCCCACAGAGGAGGAUGAUCCGUAAUUAUGAUGAUGACUUGUUGACAUCAGGUGUAACCAGGGUAUCCCCCGGGGGUCUCAGAAGGGUAGUAUCUCUUGGUGAUGAUGACAAUACGUUUUCUCCCCUGAGAAGAAGCGCACUUCUCGUUCGAAGAAGAUCCCCGGUGAGAAGACUGGGAGUAGGAAGACGUUCUCUCAUGACGUCACUGUACGAUGAUGACGAUAAUUACAGUUUUUUGAGACCUAGGAGACUAACAGGAUUCGGUACAACAAUAAGAAGAAUGGCUCCAAGAUUUGAUGAUGAUGAUCUGGGUGACAUCCUUGGACGCAGAAUGAGAGGUAGCACAAGAUACCUUGGUCCAGGAGUGGGACUUGGACGAAGAGUAAUUCCUCGAACCAUCGGAAACAGGAGAAGCAUAUUUUCGCCAAGGCGAGUUCUUAGUGACGACAAUGACGACUUCGAUGACCUGUUCAGAUUUAACAGGCGAGCCCCUCUAACCAUGGAUUCCAGGAGGCGCGUGCUUUCACCGUUGCGAGUUAGCAGCCUAGAUGACGAUUAUGAUGAUGUCCUAAGGCCAUUCUCUAGAAACAUGAGAGGUAGGGUUUCACCAAUGCGAAGAUUUGGUGACGAUGAUGACGAUUUCGAUUCCCUAAGAUUUAACCGGCCAUUCUCUAGAACCAUGGGAAAUAUGAGAAGCAUGGUCUCACCAAUGCGAGGUUUUAGUGACAAUUUCGAUGAUCUUGAUGACGGUUUCAAUCUAAAUUUGCCCUCUAGAACCAUGGGGGGUCGCAGAAACAUUUCGCCAAUGCGAAUUUUUAAUGACAAUAACGAUGAUCUCGAUGACCUUUGGAAUCCACUCAGGCGUUCUAUGUCCAUAGGAAGCUCGAGAAAUAUGGCUUCAUCCAUGCCACUUCGUAGUGACGACGAUAUGAAUAAUCUCUUUAGCUCUUUUGGUGGCUCUAGGACCUUCGGAAACAUGGGUUCCUCAUUGAGAUUUGAUAAUGACGAUGACGAUUGGCUGAAAUCAUUUUCAGGAACGACCAGUAGAAUGGGUACCUUAGGAAGCACAUCCGUCUCUAGUACCACAGGAAGCUCUCUAUUGGACAACGAUUUUGAUGACAAUUACAAUACUCUGGAACCAUUCAAAAUUUUUUAGAAAUGUAUACAAAUUUAAAAUAAAUGGAGGAAGUUGAGACAA
Messenger RNA from Saccostrea echinata, 1362 nucleotides. RefSeq lists its product as uncharacterized. The transcript is spliced from 3 exons. The record is from RefSeq and is a predicted model, not a curated record. The coding region runs from base 46 to 1320 and encodes 424 amino acids. Lineage: Eukaryota; Metazoa; Mollusca; Bivalvia; Ostreida; Ostreidae.